This is a messenger RNA of Maylandia zebra (zebra mbuna), 4031 nucleotides long. The record is from RefSeq and is a predicted model, not a curated record. NCBI's taxonomy places the organism in Eukaryota, Metazoa, Chordata, Actinopteri, Cichliformes, Cichlidae.
CAGGUUCGAGGGGCUCUGCCUGCUCUCCAUGCUGGUUAAAGACAGUUCCAGCGAUCUAUUCCAGCAGCACUGCCUGUCGUGGCUGCGCUCCCUGCAGCAGGUCAUACAGUCUCAGGCUCCAGUUGAGACUGUGCAGCUAGCAGUGAACAUUCUGAAGGACUUGCUGCAAUACUCGUCUCAGCUAGCAGAGCUGGCCAGAGAGGUUGGCCUCAACUCCAUCCUGGGCAUCCUCACAUCCCUGCUGGGUCUCAAGUCAGAGUGUGAGCUGGCAGCCAUGGAGGGAAUGACGGCCUGUAUGACCUACUAUCCGAGAGCGUGUGGAUCCUUGAGGGACAAGCUGGCAGCGUACUUCCUUUCCAAGAUGGACAGCACAGACAGGAAAACACAAGAGAUGGCCUGUCAGUGCUACGGUCGUCUGCCCUGCCUGGGCGGCGUGCUGGACAGAGGGGUCGGGGCUGGCAGAGCUGAGGGCUGGACCAAUCAGAUUCACUGCCUACUGGCCUCUGCCAAUGGCCUGCUGGCUCAGCUCUACCAAGGUUCAGAAACAGAUGGAGCGAUGCAGUAUCAAGGUCCCGGGAUGGAGCUGGCCUUUCCUCACCUGGACCCAACAGAUCCCCUGCUGCUCCUGCAGCUCCAGCACAGAUACACUGCUGUGUGCCUCGCACUCAAACACACACUUAGAGUAGAUCCCGCCUCAGCUGUGCGCUUGCCCGUCAGGCCAAUGCUCAACUUGGUGUGCCGAGCCCUUGCUGUCAGCUCCAAGAGCAUAAAUUUAACAGGAGAUGGAAGUGUGAGGCUGCUGGUCCUCCCCAUCAUACACAGCAUCACCCUGGAAGUCCUGUCAAGUGUGAUCACUGUAGUACGGGUCGGCAUGGUUCAGUACGCUGCAGUAAUACAGAGGCUGUUUUCUCAAACACUCUCUGCUUGGACCCCCCUACCUGAGACCAGUGUGGGACAGCAGAGGGCCUACAGUGCAGUGCGGGUGUCAGUGUACAGAACCUUGGAGCUGUGGGUCCAGGUUGCCGGAGCGUCUUCUAGCAUCCUUCAGGGAAGCCCGGGGCACUCGGAGCUCCUCUUUAACCACCUACUCGGGGACAUCACACCAGGAGCAGAGUCUGUCAAGCUCCGGGCAGGACUAUCGGCUGAUGUUGUUCCUGGAGGAAAGCCCGGCCCUCGUAGGACGAAGCAUUUGGUGAUGGCAGAUACAGUCGGGCCAUCGCUGCAGAGGAAAGGAGACCAUCUAGCCAAUCAAGAUACCUGCCUUGCAGCUGUCAGGGCACUGAGACAGAUUAUACAGACCAGUGGGACGCUACUGAAGGACAACAUUCACAAGCGGCUCCAUGAGGUGGUUCUACCACUGUGUGUGCGCCUGCAGCAGCAGCAGUCUUGCAGCAGCAAUGCAUGUGAAUCUGCAGGGAGCGCGAGUGGGCAGUACAGCAGUGCUCUGACUCGACGAGAACUGUACAGGUUAUUGCUGGCCCUGGUCCUGGUCCCCUCACCCUGUUGGCCCCCACCUCUGACCUGUGCUGUGUCAAUCCUCAGUAACGGGCGCACCGACAGGAAUGUUAAGGUGUCUUCGUUCUGCGCGGAGGCCUUGACCAUCUGUAACUUGAUCCUUCAUCCCCGCUUUCCCUCCAUCGCCCUUCCUUUGCCACCUCUCACCAUGAAACCUUCCUCCACCACUCCGGUCCUCCCCUCUUCCCAGGGACCUGCCCCUGGAUUAACCUUGCCAACCCUGCUUGGAGGUCCUGCCCCUGGCCCUCCUUUUCCCGCCCGUCACUCUGUCAACCUGGGCCCUGCUUCCCUUCUGAGCUCUUUUGAGAACCAUCUGUCUCUGGUUCCGGGACUUCCAGGCCAGGGUCCGACUGCAGGAGACAUGAUUCUGUCCCCACAUUCGCACCACCAGCCUGAUCCUGCAGGCCUGGGCCCUCCGGAGGGACAGAGACCCGUGUUUGUGCGUUUUGACAAAGAGGAAGCCGAAGACGUCGAGAUCUCUCUGGCAAGUGACUCGGACGACAGCGUGGUCAUUGUUCCUCCGGGUAUGCUUAACAUGGAGACUCAGCAGGACGACGCAGCAGCAAACUCACAGAGCAUGUCCUCCUCUGCACCGGGUGGCACUGGUGUGACACUCGCAGGUGCAGAAUCUGUCACCAUGGUCCCAACUACGGCAGCCGCAGCCACAAUAGACGGGGUCUCUCUGCCCAAUGCCCUGGCUGCCUCUUCCCCCCUCCUCACUGCUUCCACCACCUCCAUCAACUCCUUUCCUCCUUCCAGUGCCUCGGUGGUCUCCCUGGUUCCACCUUUGAACUCCAGCACCUUUACAGCUCCACCUGUUGGUCUGGGGGAGUCAUUGCCUGGCAGACCGCAGCUCCAGCAGAUGCUUAUGCAGCCCUCGACGGCAAGCCAGGCUGGUCCCAUGGGGUUACCGCUCCAGAUGCACCUGCAGAAUCAAUUAAGUCAGCAGGGUCGGCACCUCCACCAGCAACCAGCUGCUGCUGCCAGCAGCGAAGAUUCUGCUGUCAUCAAUAUUAACAGUACUGAUGAUGAAGAGGAAGAUGAUGAGGACAUAGAUGAAGAUGAAGAGCUGGAGGAGGAUGAGGAGGAGGAGGGGAUAGAUGAGGAGGACGAAGAGGAGGAUGUAAGUGAGUUAGCUGAUGAGUUUUUUGAUGGGGAGGAAUAUGAGGAGCUGGAUGAAGAAGACGGUGAAGAUUUGGAGGAGGAGGAAGAGGAGGAAGAAGAGGAAGAGGAUGGCGACAUACCGCCUCUGGAGGGAGUCGAAGACAAAGACGGAGGGUCGGGGAUUCAGGAGGGGAAGCUGGAUGAGGGACGGAUUUCUGCAUUUAAUGUGGAGGAACGCACAGAAGGAGGGAUAGAGGAGAUCCAAACUAACAGGGCGCUGUUCGGAGAGGACACGAUGAAGGUGCAGGAGGUGGAGAGCAUCGGAGUCCUCGAAGCGGCUCGGGAGGGCGAAGUAGAAGAGGAGGACAACGAAAGGAUGGAUGACCCCACCAUGCCGCAGAUCCUGUGUGUCACCGGAGGAGCGUUGGAGGAGCGAGAGGAGGCCGAGGAGGAGAGGGAGCAAGCCGGAGCAGAGCUGCAGAAAGAGGAGUGUUCGUGGGAGCAGGGAGCCAAGGAGGACGAGCCGCAAGCAGCGGAGUCCGAACAACCGGCCAGUCAACAGCAGGAAUCAGCAGCUGAGCCUGCAGAGGACGCCAGCGUGAGCGAUAACCAGCUGCCCAGCUGUGAGGACGAACCGCUCGAAGCUGUUCAAGCAGGAGACUCGACAGCAGUGGCAGACUCUGAAAACGCAACAGAACCAAAUGUGACAGAGAAACAGGAAGAAGACACUGAGAAGAGCUCUGAAAAGGAAGCAGAGCAGCCGGAGACGGGAGCAGGGGGAGGGCAGGAGAGUAAUGGAGAGGAGGGAAAAGGAGUGAAGAGGAAGAGGGAGGAAGGACAUGGAAAAGAAGAGGUGGGGCAAAGCCCAGAGAAGAAAAAGAUGGACGAUGAAGCCAUGGCGUCAAUGUUGGCUGAUUUUGUGGCGUGUCCACCUGAUGAUGAAGACGGUGCUUCUGGAUCAAAAGCCUCAUAAAUAUUUGCCAACCUGAAAUGAAAUUAACACUGAUCUCUGGCUUCUGUGAGCAGAAUCUGGCAAAACAUGUAUCGUUAGUCACAUUCCCAAGGUUUAGUUACCUCAAACAUCAUGCUUUACAUCGCGUGUCACAGCAGUUUAAUAUGGCGUUCAGUCUUUUAACCAUCGGGACCAUUUCUGGCUGGUCCGACUUUCAUACCCGGGUUAUAAUUGGCUGUCAGGUGUAAGAGAACUCUUUUUCUACGGUGGACCCAGUGUCCUCCCAGCAAGGAGGCAAAGCUCCGUGAAAUGUGUUAACCUGAUGACUUUGUUGUUCUUUACAGCACAAGUAUCUUCCAGCUAGUUUGCAGUUUUACUUUUGUUUGUAUGCAUCUUUUUUGCUCUCAUGGUUUGGCAUCAACAUCAUGCUUUGUUAAAAAAAUAAAAUGUACUUCCAUUA